Molecule: messenger RNA, 1254 nt
Organism: Tuber aestivum (summer truffle)
Lineage: Eukaryota; Fungi; Ascomycota; Pezizomycetes; Pezizales; Tuberaceae
Source: the annotation of a GenBank genome assembly
GCCCACAAUACCUAGCCCUCAAAGCACCCUCUCUCUCCCUCCUCGACACAUGUCCUCUACCGGUAGUCCUCCUUAAUUCCCCUCCCUGCCCGCAAUCAGUUCUUCUAUCACGUCAGCUUGGGAUCUAACCAGACAAGCGACCUUAAGUCAGGCAGCGGCAGCAACAAGUCGAAAUUUGACACCAACGAUGCCUCCGCCGUCCCGAAGUUCGGGCUCGCAGAAUCUCCGGAAGAAGAAAGUAAUAAUCAACGUUUACGAUCUUCUCCCGCCCGGCCGUUUAUCUAGUAUAGUUUGGACCCUCGGUGUCGGUCUCCUCCACUCUGGUGUCGUUAUCAACGAUCGAGAGUAUGCGUUCGGCGGCCAUGACCGGCGAGGAUUGACUGGUGUCUACUGGACGAAACCGAAAACGGAGCCUCCGGGAGGAACUUUCAGAUCGGAAAUUUUGCAUGGUUUUACCUAUGCUAGCGACCAGGAGAUUGAGGAAAUAAUUCGAGAUGUGAGUUCUACCUCCCUGCCAUCCCACCAUUUGUCGAGCCACUUCACUCACAGCGAGCAGGCCUCCACCGAGUUUUUAGGUCCUACUUAUAAUCUACUUACCCGGAACUGCAACCACUUCACCUCGCACCUCUGCAUAGCCUUAACCGGGCAAGCAGCCCCGGCCUUUCUAAACCGUGCGGCUAGCAUCGGCGUCGCACUGCCAUGUGUAGUGCCUGCAGGAUGGAUCGAGCCACCUGAGUGUGAAGUUGCUGAUGAUGGGGCCGACCACGAUGAAAAUACACGGCUUACAAGGCAUGCCGGGGGUGCUGGUUCGGCUUCAAGGCGACCGCCUGGUGAUGAAGCAUGGGAGUCCAGCAGCGAAGGAGAAUACACAAGCGAUGGCGAAGACGAACGGCAGCGGAGGGAGAGGCAGCGGUUCGAGAGGAUGAAAGGCAGGAAGAGUGGUGAGCUUAGAGAUACCGAGGGGAGGGUGGUGCUAGCUGCGGAAAGGGCUAGGGUGGAUAGAACAGUGUGACGGGAAUACUGUCAUGGCCUGUUUCUUGUAUAUUCAAGGUGGAGUAUAUAAACUUAUGGACUCACUACACUCGGAUGCUGGUUGUUCUCACAUAUGGUUGGUCGAAGUUUUGCUGGUCAAACGUCGGAUCUUGGGGAAAGGAUGGCGGGAAAUGGCGCAAAUUGACUUUGUUAUAAAAUAGUACCACGCGCACUCUGGAUGCAUUCCCUAAUCCACCGCCAAUGCGACCGGAUUUCAAUUUG